CCGUGCCGGGCCGAGGGGAGCGCGGUCGCAGCCAUGUCGCACGGGGCUCGAGUGAUCCGCACCGGGGUCAGCAGCGCGGGGCCCGCCGCCCCGCCGCCCGUCACCGUCGCCUCCUCCUCGGCGGGCUCGGACGCGGAGCUCAUGGACGGCGGCUAUUUCCGCUCCUGCGCCGGCAUGCUGAAGGUGGCUCAGAUGAUCACGCUGCUGAUUGGAUUCAUCAGUGUAAAUAAUUCUCCAUGGACAGAUUACAGUGCAUACAGCUUCUUUCAGAUUGUCACCAUGUGUGAUCUGGUUAUGAUUUUGUUCUUCUACAUCAUGCACAUUUUCAGAGUCUACAGGAAGCUGACUUGUGUUAGCUGGCCGCUCGCGGAGUUUCUUCAUUACUUAAUUGGUACAAUUCUGCUUCUCAUUGGAUCGAUUGUAGCAGCAUCCAAGAGUUACAAUAUAACUGGACUUGUGGCUGGAGCGACUUUCGGGUUCCUGGCUACGAUACUUUGUGUUAUAAGCAUGUGGUCAUCCUACAAGGUUUCGUGCAUCACACAGUCAACAAAUGCAUCUGUGUGACUUCAUCACCUGUGCAAGACGUCUGCCUUACAAAACAGGAUGCCAAAGAGGAGUGUCCACUACUGAGGAGAGAGACAUGGAUGUUUUGUUACUAGCCUGGACAAGCUGGUAGCUUUGGAAGAUCUACUUGAAUUCCUAUGCAAAACAAUGUUGUGAACCAAAGUUUUUUUGCUCCCCCCACCCAAAGAAGUUUAUAAUGGGGAAUCUGCUUGUUUCAGAGAAAGACAACUUCUUUCUCUCAAGCUGGGCUGUGGUGGCUGUUUCCUGCUAUUUGCAAUAAGUGUUAUUUAAAACUCAUUUGGACAGUCAUUUGGUUCUCCUUUCAGAGGGAUGGAAAAAUUCCUUCUGAUUUCCUCCAUCUGUUUACACAAGGGAAAUCCUGCAAAUUCCUACCUGAUUCUUAACUUCCAAGGAUUAUAUGUUUAACAAAUGAACAGUUACAAACUAAUUUGUGCCUGGAUAAGCUGACCCAAGCGUUUGUUAGCUCUUUCUAUCAGAACUGUGGACUUUUUCUAACAUCAGCUCAGCUAGCAUCAAAAUUUAAGAACUGCAACUUGAAAACAUCAUUGCAAGCACUUCUUCCUAGCCCCAACAGUACACGAUGAAAUCAGGGAUUUUCUCCAUGAAUUUUUAGCAAAGAUUAUUCUUUUAAAAUUCCCUUGCCAAAUAGAGGAAAAUACGCACCCGAGAACAUACAUUUAAUGUUUUAUGAGGUCUUUUUUCUCCUUUUCAUAGUAAGCCCACUUCUUUAAAAAAAUUCUAUGCAUUUGCUAUAAAUUAUUUGCUUUGUAAUCUUAACAGUGUUUAUGGAAAGCCCAUUGUGAAAGGAGCAAUGUGCUUCUUUCUCUCUCUUACAUGUGAUAUUGUCACUUCUCUGCCUCAGCUGGAAUCCGUGCUCCUGGGGACUCUGCCCAGAGCCUGGACAGGCAGAACAAUUCAGUUUUGUCCAACCUGGUAUCAUAAUGAAAUUCUAUGUAACUUCAGUGCUGAGACAAUGCCUUCUUGGCACCUUUGUCUUUCUUUUUGCAAUCCAUCUCUGGUGAGCUGGGAAUUCUUUGCAGGAAAAAAGGAAGCAUGGGCCUCUCUUCCUCUUUGGUGCUUCUCCUAUCAUGUCUAGCUGUGAAGUAGAACUUGGUUUAUUCUGUUGGGAUAAGUGCAUGAUGGUGCAGCAGAAGUUGGGUUUAUACAGUUUACCAGGGACAGUCUGAAGAAAAAAGCAUUUUCUGGCCUCCUAUUUAUUUUUCUAUUUGUCUGAAAUUCUGCAUCAAUAAUGCUAAGUAAUUUAAUGGUUGUCUCAGAAAACUCUUUUUGUGCCUCAUGGCAGGUCAAUAUAUAUUGCUAUUUGUUGCCACCUUUUUUUUUUCAUCCUAAUAUAUGUAUCUUUACUUAGAAUUUAUUUUUAAUUCUGACAACAGAAAAUUGGCCAGCUGCUAAAAUGUCAAAAAUUUUGAGUAAGUAAAUGAAAGUAGAUAACUUGAAGAGGUAAGAAUCCCCCUCCUCAUGGUGCACAGUUUCUGUGAUUCUUUUUGCUAUUCCUUUUCAAAAGUGUCCUGUUUGAAGCAACACAGAGCAGGAAACAAUUCAAAAGGACAAAAUUCUGUUUAUAGUGGAUGAAGGUACAUACAUUCACUCCAAGAUAUAGUGCUUCAGUAUUAACACAGAGGAUUAUUCAAAUAAACCAUAUAACAGGCCAUAUAACCAUUAGUAACAGGUAUAUUGUUACUAAUUUCAUAUUGGUGAUUAUUUUUCUACAGUGUUCAACUUCUGCCCCCUACCUUCAGAUGAUGUGUUUUAUGCUUAGCCAGGGAUGAGCCAUUUUUUUCUUUUUGACAACCAGAAUUGAGCAUAGCUCAAAGGCUUUCUGGCAAGAGAGAACAAACAUUCUCCUCAGCUGGGAAUCCAUUGUCAGCAGUGUCAGGGAUAGCUCAGCCUUCCUUGUGCUGCCAGCACAGGACCACUCAAAUGGCCUUAUGUGACAAGAGACUUCAUUCUGGGCACUUUGAGUGAAAAUACCUGCAGAACAAGGUACUCACACACACACACACUCACACACAUACGUGUGUGUAUAAUUUUUUGCAACAGGGGUGCUUGAUCUCCAGUCCUCCUGCCAAGACUGACUUUACAGUUUUUGGAAAGCAGCACUCUGGCUUUAAUUUGCACUGAUAUGACAGAUGUUUGAGGAUACAACCUCUCCUGUUUUCCUAGAAGAAAAAGGCUGUGCUAUUUCUCCUUCACCUCCUGAGGUAUUACCUCAGAUUGACAGUAGGAACCUUCCCACAUUAAGCUUUAAGCCCACUUGGCAGUCCUGUGGCAAGCAGUGUUGUGCUGCAGACAGGGUGAGUGCAGCUGACACCUCAGCCCUGCAGUGGCAAUGGGGAGAAGCACCUGCUAAGGACUGGGGCUGGAGCCUGAGCUUGCUCUGCAGAAAAUGCUGUUUCCACUUUCUCCUGGAACCAUGCUCCCUCUCCUGGCACUAUGCUGGCUUUUUUUUCUGCCUCUCACAUCACUCUUGUCAGUUGUCACCAUAUGGAGAAAAAAAAGUCAAGGGGAAUUUCAUGCAGUCUAACGACCAAAGAAUUUCUGAACCAUGUUCUGUGAUCAUCCAAAGAAUAUGUUUUGCUGUAAGUGCACUUGCUUAUACUGGAUCAAGAGAUGUGAGUUACCAGUUCCCUUUUGGCUUUUGUGCCUAUUCACAGGGCUAAAAUAUUCCUGCAGCUUUGGCUGUUGUGACAGCGCCGGGUCCACAGACCCACCAGAUGCUCCUAAUCAGGAUGCUCUCAAGCUGGAAGACUGACAUCUCUGCUGCCAAAGUUUCCUUGCUUUCCCCAAAUCCUCCUUGUGAAGCAUGUCUACCAAGAAGAGCACAGAUUUUCUGUUAUCACCAGCUCCACCGGGGGUUGCUGAAUGACAGCUCCGUCUGGCAGGGAAUUCAACACCUCUCUGCUGUACCUCUGCCAGCAAAAGUGUUUUAAGUCUCCUUCAGUGUCAACCUGGUUCUGAAAGCUCCAUCUGUCUGCAACUUUGGCAAAUAUGGGAUUCCAGCUGUUUUAGAAAUAAACUCUGUUAGCUUUCUGGGUGAUGUGGAGAAUCAGACUGUUGUCCUGGUCAUUUUUUUCCUUCCUCUACCACAGCAGUGGCUUUCUCUCAGGGGAGUAUCAGAAUACAUCCUGUAACUGGAGGAAGAUAGGUAAGAGCCACAGAAAAACCUGCUGUUGUGUUUGGAUGUGCUCCAACUAUCCCACCCAAAAGUUGUCCAUCCUCUUCAGCUCCAAGAUGAGUGUAGUUUAUCCUUUGAGCUAACACAGAGUUUGAGAUUCAGUUUUUACUGAAAAAUUAAAGUGUAAAUGCUGGGAGAAGAAAAUUGGUAGUACAAACUGUUUCAUACUGUGAAAAAACCGAAACCUCAUGUUUGAGCUCUGGGGAUUUGAGAUAAGCUAGAGAGUGAAUGGUGCUUUUGUCAGGUAGAAACCAGGAAAAUGAGAAGGGGAAAUGAAACUUUUAAAAAAGAGGAAGAGUGGCUUUGAAAAUCUUGAGGACCACAGUGCUGGAUGAAGACACUGCAGGUUAUGUGACCUGCAUAACUUGCAUGCUUUUUCUGUUGCUGAGAAUUGGUUGCACUGUUUGGAAACAGUUCACUAUGUGGGGCAGCAGGAUACCAGGAUAAUGAUAACUUGUAAGGAAGUGUCUGUGUGCUGGUGGGGUGUCGAAUGAUGCUCCAUGGAAGAAGGCUAGGAACUUUCUAGCACAAAAAGGAGCAGGAGAGAAGGAAGAUCAGGUGCAGACAUCCAUAGAAAGCUAAUGAGGGGAAACUAAUGUGAGUGCCUUGUGCACUAAUAGAAGUGGUGGCAGAUAUUAACAGUUUCUGUGCUGGUUAUUAAAGGGCAGAUCUGCCUGGAGUGACAGAGAAGUCUCUUUACUGCUUGCCUGCACUUUAUACCCUGUGUCUGGGAUUUUCCUGUUCUGCUAAAGCUGGGGGGAUGCACGAGACCUGACCACAGGCUGUGGAACGUGGCAUGAAGUUGCCACACGCUCUGCCCUGUUUCAUUUUAAAUUGCUGUGGGCUCCACUGUGCUUAGAGACAGCAUGGAGCCACAUGGGCUGCUGAGGCUGUGUGCUGCCCAGGGGCCUUGGCCAUCCCUGCAGCUUGGGCAAAGUGUGGACCUACUUUUAGACUGAGUGCCAUCAGAAAGCCAAGGAAAGCUGGAUUUACCUAUCUCUGGGCCCUGCUGGGCAUCCUGGAGGUGCUGCUGGUUGUGAGAGCCAGGGAGAAGAGGGGGAGCAGAGAAAGGGAGGCCCACAUCCUGUUCUUUCUGCCUGCAGAGAUUUACACCCCAGUGGCAGGAGAGAGCCCUCACCACAAAGCUCUAGGGUGCUCUUAAGCAACCCACAUGUUUGGGCUGUUUCAAGUUUCACACUGGAGCAAGUGCAAGUGCCAUGUCCUUGGCUUACCCCUCACUCCUCUGCAGACACACGGGGCUGCACACUUGCGAGGCCAUCCUGUUGGGAACAUGGUUCCAGUCCCUGAUCCCAGGGCUUUUCUAACCCUGCUAAACCCUUCUAACCCUAGCAGGUCAGAAAGUGGCACUAGUGCUUGUUAUCUCCCUAUCCUGGAGAAGAACAAUUACUUUUUUCCAGCACAACGGCAGCUGGAAAACAGGAAAAGAAUGAUGUCCUUUCCAGAGAUCACUGAUUACCCACAGCAGGCUACUCCAGAGUUUAUUUCUGUUCUGCCUGUCCCUGAGCCCAGUCCAUCAGCCUCAGCUGGUCCCCUGGGUCAGCACACUGGUUUCUCACAGUCAGUAUGGCAAGUACACAUCAGUGUUUGUCACUAGGGACUGAUCAGCAUCCGCAGCGGGUUCCCACCACCCCAGAACUUGCACAAAAUAAAGAAAAGGCCAUAUUUCUAACUAACUGAUGAUUCAUCCUCUUGUUAUCUCAUAUUUGCACUGUUCUACUGUCUAAAGGACUUGCCAAUUCAUUAAGGAUCAAACAAGCCCUCAUCACGUGCCUGAACCAGUCCCUCUGCCUUGGGGCAGUUGGCAAAAAAAAAAAAAAUCUGUGUUUUUUGCCCUUUACCAAACCUCUGCCUGAGCUGUGCUAAUAGUGAAAGUGAAGCUGUCUGGCAUGCCCAGAAACAGCAAUUCACAGGUGGGAAGAUUAAAAGUUAGAGGGGAAAAAAGGAAAAAAACAAGGGAAGAAGAAGAAAACAAUAAUUAGAAGAGUUGCAGCAUCACAGGAGUUUACCUGCCUCAGGGAUGAGGUGGCUGCCAGAUUUCAGUUUUUCAGGUGAGCUUUCAGUUUGAUAUGGAGGCAGAAUUUAGGUACCAAAAUCCUUGGCAUUGUUCUGGCUUAGUGCUGUGAAAGCUUGGCUUUAGGAUUCCAGCGCUGAAUAGUCAAAGGUCGGGUUUGACUGUGGCUGCUUGUACUGUGCUGCAGGGACAGCAGUAUGAUAGGGAGGGCUCAUGAAAGGAGGCUGCGAGGGACCUUGGCUUUUUGUGUGGUCAUGGUGAGGAAUGAGGGCAGAGCUCAAAGAGAAAGUGCAGAUGAGGAAGCUGAAAUCCAGGGGUCACUGCAGAGUAGCAGCACUACCAACCUUUCCUGAGGGAACAGCUCAGCACAAUGCUGUUCCUUGGAUUAACAUUUUUAUAUCGCUUCCUGAGCAUAACACCACCUCCAGCAGCACCUGGUUUUGCCAUAUUGUUGAACUACAGCCUUACAGAAAGGCACAACAGUAUUUUCAAAAGCAGUUUUGUCACUGGGUAAAUGCUGGCUCUCAGGUGAGACAUGUAUUUGGGUAAAGUAUGUCCUUCAGAGCACUAUCCUUCAGAGCACUAGCCAGCCAUAAAGGCCUGAACUUUUGAAGCAGAAAAAAAGGAUUAGAACAUAGAUAAAUUUGCUUCAAUUAAAAUUAAUUUUUGAUAA
Molecule: messenger RNA, 6486 nt
Organism: Zonotrichia albicollis (white-throated sparrow)
Lineage: Eukaryota; Metazoa; Chordata; Aves; Passeriformes; Passerellidae
Gene: CMTM7
Product: CKLF like MARVEL transmembrane domain containing 7
Cellular component (GO): membrane
Source: RefSeq, a predicted model, not a curated record